GUUGAUAGCCAGAUAUAGGAUGUUGCAAUUGAUAUAUACUGCUGUAGAUGAAACUUGGUAGUGUAAACUGCAUGCAGUCUAUAGAAUGGCUUCCCUACAUUUGUCUGGUCCCCUCCCUUCAGAGAAGCAACUAAAGCAAUCUUUGAAGAGCCUCAAGUACAGUCAGAAUGGGCUCACUGCAAAACAUAUCAUGGCCUCCAUUGAACAAUUCCCAGACCUCAAGCCGUCCAUUAAAGAAUGCACAUAUUCAGAUCCCAGCAUAAGAGGCGUCACUCUGAUACAACUAUCUGGAAGCUUAACAUCUAUAAAUUCCGCCAGUGGCGGUGACGGACAUCUCAAGAUUCCAGUGCGGGUGUGGUUGAAGAAGGGAUACCCUCGAGACGCCCCCGUGGUGUACAUUAACCUUGCCCCUAAUAUGGAGUUCAUUGAAGCGGAAUACAUCGAGGCUGACGGCAAAGUGAACCUGGGACAGAUCAUGAGCUGGAAAGAGGGGAAGUGUGAUCUGUGUUUGCUGACCCAGGAACUGUGCGCCAAAUUCAGUCAACAAUGUCCUAUACGGCUCCUCAAGUUGAGGUCAUCGUCCAACCAGUUUACGUUCCGUCAACUGAAACCCUCUCACAGCACUCUCAGUCUAAGAGAGACAAACAGGACCCCACAAACAUCUGCUCUCAGUCUGUUUAGGUCCAAAAGUGAUUGUAACCCUGACCAAGAGGAGCUAACUAAACUUCGAGCUGAAAUUGAGGGAAAAAACUCGGAAAUUGAAUCGCUUCAGGACACUCUCGAAGACACGAAAGCUAAAGUAGGGUACUAUCGAAACCAGGCCGCUGAAUUGGAAGAGAAGCUGACAGCGCAGAGGGUAAACAAUGUUCGAGGGAGUUUUUCGACGGGUAUUUUCGAUGCUCUGAUGGAGCACGAUGUUUGGAAGGAGAAGGAGGAGAAAGAAGAGUGCAUGAUGCGGAUGGAGAGAAUGGUCACUGAUCUCACAGAGCUUCGAGAACGAGUGGGUGUUCUACAAGCCGACAAGAACGAGUAUCAGGAUAGGCUGAGUUUAAUGGCCAUCGAAUACGAGAGAUUAAAGUUUGUUUACUGCAAGUUGGUCGAAGAGAGGAAGUUUCUUAUUGCUCGACAGAGACAGCUGACUCAGAGUGAUUCCUAUGAUUCUGAUACAGAGUAUGAAUCUCAGCAAGAGAAUACCGACGAUCAGGACGCUAGAGCGGAAGAGGGUGUGAUUUCUGAUGAUGAAGAGGCGGGAGCGACUUUCACUGAUACAAAACAAUUACGAUUGCAAACUGUAGAUGAAGGCAAUCAAAAACAAUAUGAUGAUAUAGUAAAUGUACAAGCAGCUGGCAUCACCAUUACAGUAUCAGAGCCGACAUUUCUCAAAGUGGAGGACACGACAACACCAACCAGGUCUUUAAAAGAUACUUCGAGUAAACAAAAUGUGAAACUAGAGGAAGAAAUUACAAUGCUCAGAGAGAAAACACUAGCACAAGAGGUUGAAGUAAAGAAUUUAACAAAGAAGAUCACUGAACUCAUAAAGGAAGGGGAAGAUUCUAAUGAGAUGUUGAAGAAGCUGCUGGACGAUGCUAUGAGGAAGAUAAGAAAGUACGAGUUUUGUGCUGACAAGGAGGAUCAACUGGAGAAACAAAAACAGUUCCUACAAUCCCAACUCGACCGAAGCAUGACUGAUCGACUCGAGGCAGAGAAGAAGCUGAGAGACGAGAACUGGAAGACAAGACAGAAACUGAAGGAGGUCAUGAACAGGGCCGAGCAACUAGAGCAUGAACUGAAUUCCCAGAUGAGAUCUCGAUCUCCUCAUAGCUCUACGGAGGACAGGUUGCCACGGGGACAGUUGAGUGUUGAAGAGGAGAUGGAUGGUGUUCUAAAACAUUUGGACGUUCUUUUGUCUAACGAAAAUAACUGAACUUAUUAGCAAUUGUUUCUUGCUUAGACCAACAUUUUUUCACACACAUAAUUAUGCAUUCAUAUUUUUAUCGCUCAUUUCUACACAACAAACAUUAAUUUUUCUGUAAAUAGAGGGAAAAGGGGAAAUUAAAAGUUCAUCCUUAUAUGUUUUUAUAAAACUUU
Halichondria panicea is the source of this 2088-nucleotide messenger RNA. Its product is annotated as myosin-11-like. Gene Ontology annotation, biological process: endosome to lysosome transport; protein modification process; protein transport. Bases 86 to 1924 code for a protein of 612 amino acids. The transcript has 6 exons. Gene Ontology annotation, molecular function: ubiquitin binding. Gene Ontology annotation, cellular component: ESCRT I complex. NCBI's taxonomy places the organism in Eukaryota, Metazoa, Porifera, Demospongiae, Suberitida, Halichondriidae. The record is from RefSeq and is a predicted model, not a curated record.